GUUCACCUAUAUGCCAUCCCCGGGAUCGGAUCCAGCACGUUCUGCACCCGUGCCGCAUCCGGUUCGUCUACCACGGACAAGAAGCUGAAGUCAGAGAACUUCGCCCAGUUUGUCAAGCUGCAGGACAGCUUCGAGGGCAUCAUGAUUGCGAACGUGCGCAUGGGCGUGAUAGAUCUUAAGCUUAAGGGAUCGCAGAUGGUCAUGCGCGACCUGGUCACACGCGUGCGCGAGAGCGACCUCAGGAGCCGCAACAUUUUCGCGGAAGCCCUCAUGCAGGUCGUCAAGGAUGCGAAGAAGACGGGAGAAGGACUACACCGGCUUAGUACGAAGAUCAACGGGGCCGUGGAUCGCAUCACAGCCGUGAACGGCUACGUAAUGCACAUCAUCGAGGCAGCCACGAACAGGGGCAGAUUCUCGCUGUCGCGUAUCAUGUCCCACACUGACACCGAAGCGGUCAUCCUCCGCGUCUUCGAAGACGCGAUGGACACGCUCACUAAGGAGGCCCAUCGCGCAGUGCUCGAAGCCUUUGCCAGCGCUGCAAACCUCGAGCGGCUCGAGGAGCGCCUGAUCACCAUCCACGAGAUCCGCACCUGGAGGACAUUGCGCUGAAUCAUAUGCACGCGGAGCUGCUCUCCGAGCUGCGGACGAUCCUUGGCGGGAACGGCAGCGCACGCCGCAAGAGCGAGAUGGACCUCACGGUUCUGAAGGAGAUUGGCCACUACUGCAACGAGGCCCUCAAGCAUGUCCUCUCUACGCGCGACGUGCUCCAGGCGGUGGCGGCGGACACGGAGGAGCUCAGAGACCGCGCGGCCGCGCCGGCGAUUGUGGGCGAUCGCGUACCUUCGGCGGUGUUGGUUCGGAGCAUUGGUGACGGGAUUGAGAGAUUGAAAGAGGGGCGCCAGAGUGCAGCUGAAGGCGGAAGGUCUGGAUCAUGCCGCGUAGUAAGGGAACUGUAUCAGCAGCAGCAGAAGCGGCGGCGAGCUCCCCCGGCUACCUUGAACCUUUCCUUCGUUCCGUCUAUGAC
Messenger RNA from Fomitopsis serialis, 1024 nucleotides. RefSeq lists its product as uncharacterized. The transcript has 2 exons. The record is from RefSeq and is a predicted model, not a curated record. The coding region runs from base 142 to 609 and encodes 155 amino acids. NCBI's taxonomy places the organism in Eukaryota, Fungi, Basidiomycota, Agaricomycetes, Polyporales, Fomitopsidaceae.